AUGCAGGGGAGCGGGUCCGCCGCCUCCCCGUCCUGCCGCGCCGCCGACUAUUCCGCCGGGUGGGACUCCGCGCAGCAGCAGAAGCGCCAGCGCUGCCAGGGUUCUUCUUCUAAUGAUCAAGUUGGAUCUAGCACAGAGAAUAAGUCUCUUGAAGCACCUGGAUCUGAGCUAAAAUUUGACUAUGGAAAAAAUGAGGAAGAAGAUUACUAUUUUGAAGAUGAAGAUGAUGGGUGCUAUGAUGAGGAUGAUGAGGGAUCUGACUAUGAGCUUGAGACUGCUGACUAUAAUCAACUGCUAGCUGAUAAAUUUGAUCAUUUAGACCUGCCUCCAGGUGUGGAGGCUACAGUACCAUGGUUGCAGAAAGUUGAAAGGGAUGAGCCUGGAAAAUUCAAGUCAAUGUCAGAAAUAGAGGAAGAAAUCGCAAAGAAGUAUAAUUUUUUCAAACAGUUUGAUACCGUUGAGGAUUUCAUAGAUCAUAAAUAUGCUAAAAAUUAUGUCGGAAAUGCAAGGAAAGAAUGGGCAAAAAGAAUCCAGCAUGAAUGGAGUCUCCUGGAGAAAGAUUUACCAGCAUUAAUAUAUGUUCGUGCCUCGGAAAAUCGAAUGGACCUUCUCAGGGCUGUAAUGAUUGGGCCUCAAGGAACUCCCUACCAUGAUGGCCUUUUCUUCUUUGAUGCCCACUUUCCCCCUUCUUAUCCUGCUAUUCCCCCAGUGGUACAUUAUCAUGCAGGUGGGCUAAGGCUUAAUCCAAAUCUAUAUGCUUGUGGAAAAGUCUGUCUUAGCCUCCUAGGCACCUGGCAGGGUCAAUCUUGUGAGAAAUGGAACCCAGCACAAUCAACAAUGCUUCAGGUGCUAAUCUCCAUUCAAGCUCUUGUAUUGAAUGAGAAGCCAUUCUAUAAUGAGCCUGGAUAUGAACGCAAUGCCAAUAGUGCUGAGGGACUGGCAAAUGCCUUGGACUACAAUGAUACAGCAUUUCAGUACUCAUGCAGGACGAUGUUAUACUCACUUCGUAAACCUCCACAGCACUUUGAAGACCUUGUCGCGGGCCACUUCCGUGAACGCGGGCAUGCCAUUUUGGCUGCAUGCAAAUACUACAUGGAGGGCCAUGAAGUUGGAUCCAAAGUCCCGGAGGAGGACGAGGACACCAAAGGGUGUCAAAACGGGGAAGGAUCCAGCAGUAGCACCACGGCAAAGCCGCAGCAAAAUAAGCCUGCAUUGCGCACCAAUCGCAAUGCAUCCUUCAAAACCAACCUGGAGGUUCUGUUUGAGGAGCUCUUGAUGGAGUUCAAUGUGAAGGGUGCCAACACUGCAAGAUUCCGUGCGGAGAAAUUGAAGAACAAGCUGGCGGCUGCUUGA
Miscanthus lutarioriparius is the source of this 1353-nucleotide messenger RNA. The record is from the annotation of a GenBank genome assembly. Lineage: Eukaryota; Viridiplantae; Streptophyta; Magnoliopsida; Poales; Poaceae.